AUGGCAGACAACGUGGCCUUCAAGCUUGCCGUCCUCAUAGACGCCGACAACGCGCAGCCGCACAUGGCAAGCGUCCUGCUCGCCGAGAUCGCCAAGUACGGCACCGCCUUUGUCAAGCGCGCGUACGGCGACUGGACGGGCACCAACCUCAAGGGAUGGAAGGACCAGCUUCUGCAAAACUCCAUCUUGCCGAUGCAGCAGUUUGCCUACACGCAGGGCAAGAACUCCACCGACGCCGCCAUGGUCAUCGAUGCCAUGGACUUGCUGUAUUCCAACCGCUUCGACGGCUUCUGUCUCGUGUCGAGCGACAGCGACUUUACCCGCCUGGCCUCCCGCAUCCGCGAGUCUGGCCUGGUCGUGUACGGGUUUGGGGAGCGCAAGGCUCCAAAGGCCCUCGUCAGCGCCUGCGACAAGUUCGUCUACAUCGAGAACCUGUCGCGAAACGUCGACUUCGCCCCGGACCUUGCCGUCCGCACCCACAAGGCCGCCGCCGCCGCCGCCGCCGCCGCCGCCGCCACGCCGGCAGUCGGCUUUCCCACGGCGCAGGCUCUGAUACAGGAGGCCAUAGAGACGCAGUCGGAUGACGACGGCUGGGCCAACCUCGCCGACGUUGGUAAAAUCAUCACCAAGUGGCAGCCGGAUUUUGAUGCUCGCAGCUUCGGGUUCCUCAAGCUCAGCCACAUGAUUCGCUCCGACCCGACGUUGGAAAUCACCGCACGCUUCCCUUCGCUGGGGAAGCCGGCCGUGGUCUAUGUCCGCGCCAGGAAGCGAUCCAGAUAG
This is a messenger RNA of Metarhizium album ARSEF 1941, 780 nucleotides long. RefSeq lists its product as uncharacterized. Lineage: Eukaryota; Fungi; Ascomycota; Sordariomycetes; Hypocreales; Clavicipitaceae. The record is from RefSeq and is a predicted model, not a curated record. The transcript has a single exon. Gene Ontology annotation, molecular function: RNA nuclease activity. The coding region runs from base 1 to 780 and encodes 259 amino acids.